AUGGCCCUCGUCAGCCCCGUGGCCCUCAACCUCGACAACCUCAAGACCGCCUACCGCUUCCUCGUCGACCCCAGCCCGCACCUCGACCACGCCCUGCCACUGGUCCGCGCCCUCGGCCUCCACGCCUUCCGCCUCCAGGACGAGGUCCUCGGCGUCCCCCUCCGCUGGGGCUUCUUCUCCCCCGGCCCCAGCCGCCUGCAGGCCAUGGAGGCCUGCCUGUUUGCCAGUCUGCUCGCCACCGCCUUCCUCGUCGUGUCCAUCGUCGCCGUGUGCCUCUAUCGGGGGGAGAGCUACCAGUUUCUCCUGUGCUGCUCGACCGUGAUCCCCGUCGCCUGCGCUUCCACUUACAUAAAGGCGAGACGCGUGAGUCCCGACUGCUGGCUGCCCUGGGUUCUGCGGGAUGCGCGGACUGAUGACGCGCAGUAUCGCCAGUGGGUGCCGCCGUCCUGGAAAAGACCCAGUGCGGCCAAGUGA
Hirsutella rhossiliensis is the source of this 474-nucleotide messenger RNA. RefSeq lists its product as uncharacterized. The transcript has a single exon. The record is from RefSeq and is a predicted model, not a curated record. The coding region runs from base 1 to 474 and encodes 157 amino acids. Lineage: Eukaryota; Fungi; Ascomycota; Sordariomycetes; Hypocreales; Ophiocordycipitaceae.